CUUCUCUCCGGAGCCAGUCUCGGUUAAGAACGACGCGGAGAGUUGGCGGCGAAGCCGUCAGCCGCGGCGCCCACGCACGUGUAAACUUAAGGGCCGUCGUAUAAAAGAAAGACCGCUGCGGAGACCCUCUUUAGUCAGUUCACAGCCAAAUCGCAGCUCGGCUGUAGGACGCGUCAGAAGCGCAGUGACCCGCCUGGCAGCAGUUAUGAAGAUGGUUCAGGCGCUGACGUUGGCCGUGACGCUGGGCGUUGUUCAGAACAGCGUCGGCCAGGGAAGAAAGGCCAACGUGUUGCUCGCAGCGAACAACUGGAAGGGCGAGGCGGUCGUCACGCAGUCCAUACGAGUGGCUGCGGACCCGGAGAAAGAAACGGUCGUCACCAAGCGUUACAAGGAGCCCGCCUCAAGGCGGAGCUUGACGGAAACCGCGCACUUCGUCCAUCCGGAGGCAGUACUACGGCGGCCUGCGGCUUCGGGCGUCACGUACAUCGCAGAACCGACCGGGGCCCAAGCGUUGUCUACGUCUGUGGGAUUCAAGACGGAGCCUUCGGCAGCAGCUACUGGCUAUGGUGGCGGCGGCGGCGGCCAUGGUGGAGGACACGGCUACGGUGGAUACUUCCAGUACGCUCGCGUUCCCGGCUACAACACGUACGAGUUCGGCUACCGCAAGGGCAAUCCGUAUCACUUCCAGGAGCGCCACGAGACGCGCCACGGUCCACACUUCCGCACCAAGCAGCGCUGGGGAGACAAACACGGCGGAUACGGCGAGCACUACUGGGAGUACAACCACGCGCCCAAGUAUCACUGAACGUAUACGGUAGAGGGCGUGAAACGUUGCCUUUUCGCAUUGGGGCAAAUAUUGAUUGCGCUAACCCAUCUGUUUCAAAACAACAUACAUCGGACAUCGCCUCACACAUCUAGAAUAUCGUAUGUAUUAAAUGAAUCUUGCACGUAUACAUUAAAUUCGACAAAUUUUGGGAAUGUCUCAGUGAUUAUACGUUCGCACAUCUACCUGUCCUCGAGUCUAGCAUCAUGCACAUUGUGAAGUUAGGUAUAGACAUCUCGCAGCUGCGUGAGAUGCAAUAAGUUCGAGAUAUAAUACGAUAAGCUUUUGUUGCGUUCCUCUUCAUGAGACAGGGGUAUAGGCACAGCGCUGAUAUUUGGAAACGCUUUGUCGAUAGACACAUCACUUGUUUUGUAUUAUGGUGAUCACAUGAGGAAGUUUUGUUGGCACUCCACAUUUCAAGUGAAGAUGUGUCAUGGUGCCUGACGAAGAUACUGACACUGACAUGCGCCGUGAUUUUUUUCACUCCUGCAGGUGUGAUGAUGAUUAUCAAAACUCGAAAUCUGCGCUGACCAGGAUAUCAUAGCCUGUCGGUGUCACCAAGCUCAUACUUGCUUUGUCUUAGUGAUACUGCCGAGAAAUUCGCGAGAGUAAUUUGCAAUUCUGAGAGCUAAAAACAGAAAGAAGGAUUUUGAUGAAGAAAUGGUAAAGAUUUUAGAGGUAACGUUGAAAUAGUUUUUACACUGUCCUGCUAAGCCGUAAGUGUAUUUUUUUGUGUAGAUGUAAGGGACAAAUUUGAUAUUCAGAGAGCUGUUAUCAUCAAAAUUUCUUUGCCCCCAAGAAAAAUCUGCUUGCCAUUGGCUUUUGUGAACGCUUUUUACCACGGAAAAGCCCCGGAAUAAUCGACUCAUAGGGGAUUAUGUAACUGAUUUGUCGUUAAUUAUUUGGUACUGAACAUGCGACGAUGUUCAAUUCGGGAGAAUGCGGGUGUCAAAAUGAAUGGUGAACUUUCACUGUGGAAACGCGGAUACCAAGCAAUCGAAGGGCUCUGUCAGUACUACCACACCAGCAUCAAGCUGACGGUGUCAUUUUAACGUUUGUAUUAUUUUCUGUUUGAAGUGCCUGCAUCGUCGGUGCGCGCUGUCGUGAAUUGAAGCGAUCAUUUAGAGCCAUCAUUU
This is a messenger RNA of Rhipicephalus sanguineus (brown dog tick), 1959 nucleotides long. RefSeq lists its product as uncharacterized. The transcript is spliced from 3 exons. Lineage: Eukaryota; Metazoa; Arthropoda; Arachnida; Ixodida; Ixodidae. The coding region runs from base 206 to 805 and encodes 199 amino acids. The record is from RefSeq and is a predicted model, not a curated record.